AGGAUGUCUUGAGUGACUCCAAAUCGGGAUGAGGCUUUGAGCACGCCUUUUCCUCCAAGUGUUGCCAUAUCUUGUAAUCUAACGGACUCAAAUCUGGACUGGAGGAGGGCCAGUCUCCGUGCCGGAUGAAGUCGAUUUCACGCGCCGCCAGCCAGUCUUGUGUGCUCUUCGCUUUAUGAGCUGGCGCCGAAUCUUGUUGGAAUACCCAGUGCCUGUUAUUGAACAUGGUAUGAGAAACAGGUUCCACAAGGUUCGUCAGGACUGUAUUUUGAUACACAACUGCAUUCGUUUUUACACCUUUCUCACAGAAAUGUACCUCUGUUAAGCCCCAAUAAGAAACUCCCAACCAUACCAUGAGUGAGGAUGGAAAAUGACCUCGUUGGGCACGCGGAAUAUUAUAUUGUUGUAGCUGUCUUCUACGGUAAAAAUUUUUUCAUCCGUCAAAAGAAUUUCCCGAUAUUUUUUUCCCGCGUACCGCUUCAACAAAGCGCGCCAUCUCUUCAGUCUCAGGUCCAUUAGACGAGCAUUCAUACGAUGUCCUGUUUUUAUUCGAUAUGCCCGAAGCCCUAAGUCUUCAUUUAAAACCCUUUUCACCAUGGUUCUGCUUAACCCCAUCUGAAGGGCCAACAGUUUCUGCUUACGUUUGGGAUUUCUUUGAAUUCGCGCCUUCACGGCUUUUAUCAAUGCUGGAGUCCUAACAGACCAAGGGCGACCACUUCUUGACCUGUCAUUCACACUAGUCUUCACUGUAUCGUUUGAUGGUACGAUAAACGAAUCUUUUGGUUAUAUAUGUCAAUUUGAAUUGGCGCGUAACCGCUACGAUGCAACGCCACAACUGCAACACGGUCUUCUUUAAGCGUCCACUCCAUAUUUGAAAAUGAGUAAAAUUCUAAAAAGUAUACAUUUUUAUUUUCAUGAACAAUUCGAAUUCAAUAAACUUUUUUGUGACCAGCAUUCUAAAAGAAAAGUUUUUACUGUGUGACAAUACUUAUGACCUGACUGUGUAUAUCCUUAGCUUGAAAGUCCAAAAAAUUUAAAAUUUUUAAAUGAUCUUCCGAGUUUAUUAAAUAUGUCACUAUAUCUAUUGCAUCUCUUUUUUAUCGAACAUUGAACACGAUUUACGGUUCUCAAAUUUAAAUUUAAAUUUAUCUAACGAUACGUUUUUCAAUACAUAAUUCUUAUGUAUACUUCAGAUACCUAGGAAAACAAAAAUGAAAAUAAAACCACUAAAUAAUAUUUAAUUAAUUAAUUAGUUAAAUUACAGAUUAUUAUUUUAAAAGCUCUUCCGUGUUUCGGAAGGUACGUUAAGCUGUUGGUCCCGGCUGCAGCUGCAGUCUUAGCACCCAACAAUCCGCCCUGGGUCCGCUUCGUGGAUCUUAGCCCAAUCUCCAUAUUCUAUCCAUAGGAAAGGCCUCACGAGCGUGAACAUUAAUAUGCUGAUGAUGACAUUAAUAUACUUUCCGUAGGAAAAUUAAUAAUGUUUUGUCACCCUACACAUGUAAUUUGUAAACAGAAGUCAAAAACUUACCUAUUAAUGAAAUUCCAUAACCAGCAUACGACUCACUUUUACACCAUUUUGUAUAAAAAAAAUAUCAUUUUGCACCAGCAAAUCACAAGCAUUUAAUCAUCAUGUUAAAAGUACCAUUUGAUUAUUUUCAUUAACACUGACAAUUGCAAGACAGGGAUAGAUUCCACUUUCAUCGUUGUCCCGCUCGGAGUAUUUUUCCCUAUUAUGAAGGUAGAAACAAAAAUUUACUUUAUGUAGGUAUAACUUUUUAGAAUUCUCAUAUUAUUUCGUAACCAUUCCAGAUGGUAUAUAAGUUCCUUGGCAAAACCUCAGAUUAAUGAUAGGUAUAUUGUUUAAUUAAAAAAAUAUAUAAUUUAAUUUUGUUAUUUAUGAGAAUAAUUUAACUCUAUCAAGAUUACUUUAAGCUCAUUCUAUCCAUACAGGAGUAGGGUAAGGCGGGGCACAGUGUUACACGGGGUACAAUGUUACAAUGCACAUUUCUCCGUCUCUUUCUAUUAGUUUUAUGAUGUUGGUAUACACGUAUGUCAAGCUCACAAGCCGCCAUCUAUAAACCGUUGUUUCUGCCACAGUUUGUACCCCGCUUGAAAAUUAACAAACAAAAAUUGUUUUUGUGUGAUUAAACGUUGAAAAAGCCGUCUCUUGAAAAGUUUUUGACUUUUUUUCGAACAUGUUGCAUUGAGGUAAAUUUAUUUAGCUACAUAUUACCUUUGAAUUAUUUGAUGUAAACAUUACCUAAAAUAUUCAUUCGAAUUUUUCAAUUUUGUUUGCCCCCCUGGGGCACUGUGUGACACUGUACUAUGUCAAGGUAUUAAAAGAAAAUGGUACGAAAUCGUAAGAGGAAGACGGAUUAUGAUCUUCACAGUAAAAAAGAUAUGGCAGAAGCGAUUUUGAUGGUUGAAAGUGGUGUUAGUCUUCGAAAGGCAGCAAAUGAACAUCACGUAAAUUUUAUGACAUUACAAAGAUAUGUUCAGAUGAAGAAAAAAUGUUCGGAGCAUGAAGCUGGAAACAUAGAACUUACUCAAAAUUAUACCAAUAGAGCGGUAUUCAGUAUCGCUCAGAAAAAGGCGUUGCAGAAGCAUUUUUUUUUUUCUCUUUUUGUUAAUUUCCUAUUUUUUUAUGUUGUAACAUUGUGCCCCUUACCUUGUAACAGACUACCCCACAUACGAGGCUCAGUAUUACAAUCGACUGAUUUAAUUAAAGUGCAAUUUAAAUUAAGUAGUUCCUAAUAAUGUUAAUGAUUGAGCUAUUUUAAUUAAAGAAAGAAUAUUAAAAGUUUAUUCUCAUACCAAAAACUAGCUGAUUAAAACAAUAUUUCGUCAUUAUAUUCCAGUAUAUUUUUUUGUAACACUGCACCCCAUCCUACCCUACACAUUGUAUUAGGUCUUACGAAGAAUCUCGAUAUGAUACUGUCUAUGGAUCGGGUUAAUAAAGAUGACUUGAAUGACGUAUAACGUCAGUUCUUCCUUCAAGUGUUUUAAAUUCUUCAAGACCAAAUAAUCUAUUAUUUUAUUUUUACCUCUAGUAAAGAAGCAAAAUAAUAAUAAUUUAAAGUUUAUGUGUUAGGUAGUGUUUAUCGCAUCGAAGACGUAACUAGGUAUGAGUAUCUAAUUUUUAUUAUACUUAUCACAAAUAUUAAUAAUGGGACCAAAAAAAGGGAGAGACCCCACCGCAGAUGAAAAUUAUUGGAGGACAUCAAUAGAAGACGCAACUCUUGACGAAGAUAAUUGGAAAGUGAAAGUCAUCAUUAUUGAAGCGGCUGGUAGUGAUCAAGAUCGUAUUUAUAUCAAUAAGUUCGAAACCGUUGCAGCCGAUGAAAAACGAUUUGUGAUAAAAAAUAUUUGCAAAACUGAAACUACUUUUAUGAUCAACCAGCUGGGCAGUGAGAAAAAAAUUAAAGAUGAUAAUCUCCGUGUAUUCGAAGAAGGACAAUAUUUCUUAAAAGAUAAAAAAGAAAUACCUCCUGAUAUAUUGGCAUUAAUUAUUAAACAUCUUAUUCUUAAAAUGAAAGAAGAGUAUCUAUUCAUAAAAAGGCAGCGGUUGGAAGUCCGAGAAGGAAUGAGACACGAAUCUGCAACUAUGAUUGACAGAGUGGAAGUAAGGGGUACCGUAAGUGUGAAACCGCCAGAGCCUCUUGAUCUACCGUCACCCAUUAAAGGUAAAGGUAAGAAAGAAGACCAAGAACCGAUUUCACAAACUUUUGAUCCUACGGAUGGGAAAAAAUACAAUACUUCAUUGAGAGUUCGUGGUGAAGAAUGGAGAGACAAAGUUUACGUUGAUGAUUUUCCAACAGAAGGACCAAACCUCUAUGUUGCUAUAACUGGUUUUGUCGAGCCAGACUUGCCUGCCUGUCUUAUAAACAUAGGCAUACCUUUGACAGCCGUUGUUCAAGUUAGAAUAGAUUGCACUGCAACAAAAGUACCCUCUAGCUUGAUUCGAACUAGUAAGAGAGGUCAAAGUCAAACUGAAAUUCUUGGAGAAAAAUCGAUGAAAUUUUGGGAAGAUAUACAAAAUCUGCGUAUCCAGAGAGAGACUGCUGAUAUUUUUAAAGAUACAGCUUUCAUAGUUUUUACCCCUCCUUACUGGGAAUCCGAUAAUCUGUCGGGAAAUUCCGAAAAAAUUUAUGAUGAGUUAUGCUUUUUGAUGUACGAUGUCCAGGAUUUGAAUAGACAACAUGUGCAUUAUUUAGAAAAUAUGGAUAUCAUUCAAAUUCCUUUAGCUAAAAGCGAUGAUCGAAAAUUCAAAUUUUAUCUCGAAGACAUACAAGAUUUCCCCUUGGAAUGCAUUACUGUUUAUUCAAUUUUAAAUAGUAUUCUCUUAUCUGUGGAAAAAAGUCAGGCAUUAGAGCAAAAUAGUAGUAUAACUUCAUUAUCUACCCCCUUGAUGUGUACCAAGGCUAAAAGUAAGAGUGUCGACGAAGAAACAAAGAUAUCACGAGCAGAGAAGCUAGUAAAGAAUGUUUUCAGUACUUUAUGUAAAACAGAUGCUAAUAAGAAAUCUUUUCGUAUUACUUAUGGCGAGGAAUACGAACAACACGAAGAUCCUAUAGUUAUCAAUUACGGUGAUACUGCGAAAUAUUCAACAUUCCAUUUAGGGAAUAUUAAUCUAGACAAUAUUGUCUCGACUACAUUAUUAGGUAUGCCACUAAAUAGUUUGUGGAAAAGUUUUAAUAAGGCUCAUGGAGAACUUGAAGCCAAAAUUAAUUUUCAUGUUAAUUUGCUUUUAUCUUGUUUCGAUAGAAAAGAUAUUGAAACUGCGGAACUAAAUAGACUCAUACACAUUUUAGCGUGCCGCAAAUUAUACAAUAAUAGAAGCUCAUUGAAGACUAAAGACGUAACAUCUUCAACCAUUAAUGACUUUAAAAAAGUAUAUUUAAAACGCAGUAUUUUAGCUGAGCCUUUGCCUCAAUGUCCAUCUUUGUUGAAAAUCUCUAAUUCCAUGUCGCCGUCGUAUCUAUCUCUGACAAAAAGCGAAAAAAUGUCUAAUGUUUCCCACGAAGACGAUCCUGAAGAUUUUCGUAUAAAAUUUCUCUUCGAUUGUCCAGACUUGAGUGAGUUGGUGUCAGCAGCUGAAAUUGCCAAUGAGCAACCCAUCAACCAUAUGUUUGAUGACUUUCAAUAUUUUGAAGAUUUUACGAGCAUCAGUGCCUUUCAAAUACUACUUGAAGCAUUUAACAUGUUUAACUGUAUAGACUACAAAUAUUGUGAAGUGACUGAUAGCAUUGUACUAAUGUUUUUUAACAGUCAUGACAAAGAUGGCGUAUCUCAUCAAGAAUGGCGAUGUCAUAUACCAACCCCGAUAAGCCUUCAAGAUUUUUUUGAUUUUGUACUCGAAGAGAACUUUGACUGGAUACAAAAUGGGGAGAAAAUAUAUGAAGAAAAUGUUAUAAUCAGAUCACAGUCUGCGUGCAAGGAAGGUGUUAAUCCGUUUCCUGAAAAGUCGUGUAUAGAAACAACAGAGGUGGAAUUAGAUCUUUUAAUGGAAGGCUCUUUAAAAUAUCAAGAAAUAGCUAAAAUGGAAGAGGUUAGUCCGGAGACUUCGAAUACUAAUUUUACUUCCAAAAAAACUACUUUAUCACCUAUUUCCAUAGAAGUCGAUUCUAAAAGUGGCAAGAAAACUAAAUCAACCGGUUCUACCCCUAAACACUUACGUCAAUCGUUUAUGGCACCAGGUGCUAGUUCUGACACAUCAGUACAAAUAAUUAAAAAACCAUUCAUAGGGUAUGAUUUAGGUAAUAGGAGAGUAGAAGUAUUUGGACAGAAUUCAACAUUUUUUUCUAAAGAUGGCACACGUGUUAUUAGCAAAUAUACACUCACAAUUCCGAGAAAUUUAGAGUUUAUUAUCUUGAAUGUUGUACCAGGAAAUACUGCUAAUGAAUUUUGGCUGCACAGAGCUUUGGGUGACUAUGUUCCUGCUGAAAUUAUGGACAUGUGUGAGUCAUUUAGAAUUACCAGCAAACACCAUGUCGUAAUAUACAUAAAAAAGCUAAAUUAUGCAUUUCCUCUUCCACAAAUUACACUGUCAGAUAAUAUAAGUAGAACAGCGCCCACGGUAAAUAACGAUGAAAACACUAGUUUAUUUGAAAAUCAUUGUUUGCAUUCUCUAUUAGUUACUUGGCCAAACGGCCUAAUAACUGAAUCUGUACAUAUAGAAAAUUCCUCUGAUGUAUCCCAUAUAAAACAGUACUACAUAAGCCCCAUUUUGAAUCUAGAUGAAGAAAUGCGAUUCGUAAGUUUGAAGGGCGAAGUUAUUAUCUUCAGACCUUCAGGAAUUAUUGAAGUAUUACAGCCAGAUGGAUCAAUUAUUAGGAUAACUAAAUAUGAAAAGAAAUUAAUUCAAUCUGAACCUCAAGAAACAUAUAGUGAGACUAGUUCCGAGAAGAGUAAGAAAGUAAAGGGAAAAGAUAAAGCUCCUGACAAAAACAAGGUAAGAAGUAAAACCCCAUCAAAAUCUUCUAAGAACACUGAUGUCGAUGAUUCGUUUGAGGUAAGUCCAGAAUAUGCCCUAGUGAUUGAAGAUUUUGAAACAAUUGAAUCAAAUGGACUGAGACAGCGAUGGAUCAAUGAAAUACCACAUCCUAUUGAAAAUUUGCUUAUCAGAACUGCUACAGAUUAUUGCUUAAGAGAAGUUUUUUCAAGACGUAUGGACGGGACGAAUAUUUUGCUUAACAAAGAUGGUGUUCACGUAGUUACAUUUCCAAAUAAUACUAGGAUAAUAACGAAUUACUUUGUAGAGGAUGAACUUAUUUAUCCUGAGUGGACAGAAGAAGAAAAAAAUCUGUUUUUUCUGUUUGACUCCGACGAAAUUGAAACGAGCACUGUAAAAUCUAAAGGUUCUGUUUCUCAAAAAAGCUACGUAGAGUCGCGUAACUACAGCGCUAGUGUAGCCAGUUCAAAAUUUGAAGAAGAACAAGUUAAAGAAAAGGAACGCACUGAUGGUUACGUUUCCGUACAAAUAAUGUAUACAAUUGAGCAUGCAAAUUUUUCUACAAUUACAAUAAACAAAUCUAAUGGUGAAAUCGCUGUGGAUUCUCCUAAUGGGACAAAGGUAGUAGUUGAUAUUCAUAAUCAUUACAAUAUAUGUCUUGAUAAUUUAACUAAUGCAAAAUUUGAUGGGAAAACUCUUGAUAUAGACUAUCGAUCUUGUUCAGAAUGCAGUUCUACUACGUCAUCAUCUAUCAGAGUAAGAACUGAUGAUAAGAGUAGUGUCACUAAAAUGCACCAGAACUGGUUAAAAAUGAAAGAUUCUUUCGGAAAGAAUAUUGUUGUUAAUGAAGAAGGACAUAUUUCAAUCAUGGAUGAACCAAAUUCGAAAGAAAUAUGCCUUAAUGAUGUAAGUGAAAACGUGGAAGAUAAAAAAAAUGAUAAUAAAUCUGACACUUCAAUAUUAUCUCAUGUAAAAUGCAGAGAGAUGUUUUUAGCUAAAGCUAUGAGAUUUUUUGUGCUUAAUCGGGAUCUUACUUGUUCUGAAUUGGUGCACCGAGCAAUUUUGAAUGAAUAUAAACAAAAUUGUCGCUGGCAGCCGUGGUGCUUAAUCAAUCAUUAUGAUACCUUUGGUGAUCAUCGUAGCCUUUUAUCAAUACUCACACCCGUGCAUUUGACAGAAACGGAGAAAUGGCUGAUGGAUUCGAAGUUGGCAGAUAAACCGAAACAUCUGACAUACAAAGAUUUGAAAAAAGAUUCCGGUAAAGGUUUCUACCACUGGAUGAGACCGUACGACAGAUAUCAACCCAAACCUAUGAAACCACCCAAUGUUCUGCCUGAAAGACUUCCCAGGGCUUUUAUUAUCAGAACUUUAGAGCAGCAAUGGAAGGACGACGAAAGGCAGACCUUGAAAGGGGCGAAGGAGCUGCUGGUGGCUAUUUUGCGUUACCGAAGGGCAAUGGAAUCAGACAGCGAGCUGAUCUUGCAUGUGCCUCUCAGGGACACUCGCAGCGAUGCAGAGAAACGUACCGAUGAUAUCAUUCAGGCUUUGGGACAGAGGAUAUACGACGACUUAAAAACUCGACUCAACCAGGACGUACAGAAACGCGCUAAGGCUGCAAUCACCACAAAGCCUGAAGCAACUCCAGAAAUGUCUUUGGAAAGCGAACUGGUAGAAGAAGAAUUUGGUGAGCAAAGAAGGUUAGAAGAGGAACGAGAAUCCCAGCUUAUAGAAGCGGAGGCUGCCGAGAUCAGCCCAAACCUGAAGCGCUACUGGCGACGCAGGGCUGAAGAGUGCAAAGAGGAGAAGUUCUAUAAGUAUCUAUUGCGAGAAGGCAGCGUACCCCCGUACUUUCGCAAUGUCCUGGGUGGUGCCAUCUGGUGGGAUAUAUAUAAUGCUGCGGAGGAUGCUGCAAAUGUGUCUGAAAGGAACAAAAUGAAAUGUGCAUGCGCCGACGAGGGUACUACACACACUGACGACUCUAUCACACCUUUCAUGUAGAACCUAACCGGUGAGAAUAAACGAUUUAUUGAUUGCUAUCCAUCUGUUUUCGAGGCGAAAACCAAGAAGUUAUUUAUUUCUACGUUUAAAAAGUUCCGACAUGGCCGCAUCCCCACUUAAUGUAAUUAUAAUAUUUUAAGCCGAAGGACUCAACUACGUAAUUUUCUUCUUCCGGUGGUAUAUGUUGUAUGUCUAUCUUCCAUUGCUUUCUGCAUUAUCAAUAUUCUGACUAUUUUUGAUUCUUUGAUCAUUUUUUUCCACGGUCUUCCUUUACCUUCCCUGAUUAUUUAAAGGGAAAAAUAUGUCUCUAUUUUUUUUAAUGCUAAAUAUGCAAGGCUUUUGACCACAAUCUCGCCUGAUGGAAAGCGAUGAUGAGGCCUAGGAUGGUACACGCCUGCCUAAAAGAAUUUUAGAGAACAUAAGUUAUUUAAACCUAAAGCAUGGGCUUGUAGUAACGUGUAGUUUUCAUUCACAACGUCUCGGUUCACUAGGUCUGGCUACUGACCAUGUCAUGACUCUAGGUCACAAGUUCGUCGCGGCCUAAAUGUACACUUAGCAGUUUCCUGCCAACACGAUCCCUGCAAGUGGUAUGCACACUUCCAGCCCCUCUAGCAUGACCACCGAUACGGGAUACGAUAAAGCAAUAUAUCGACAUUUACUGUCAGACUACUGUCAAUCUUCAUAGUAGUCUGACAGUUAAUGCCGAUAUAUCGCUUUAUCAUAUCCCGUUUCGGUGGUCAUGCUAGAGGAGCAGUAGCCUUAUUUUAUCUUCAAAUCAGUAUUUGAAGACCUCAGUAGGUCUUAACUGUAACAACACCACGGAGUUAAGCGAUAACUGUCCAUAAAACCGUUUGAUUAAAUGUGGUUACUUAAAUCUCUAAGUUUAGCAUACAAUAGUGUCGAUUCUGGCAUGAUUGAAACCUAAACUUAAAUGUGACAACAGUGUAACCUUGUCAUUCUCUAUACAGAAUGAAAAGGAGAGACGGAUGUUUUUAGUUUUAAGUUUAGAGAAUCAUGCUUUAUCAUCUUAUCGACAUCAAUAGCGCUCUUUAUAAGUAAGUAUCGAACCACAGACCAAGAUUGAAGUAGACGCUGCAUGUACUUCAAAUUGUAAGGAAACUGAGCGUGUCAGAUUUUGAGUACCUGCUCAUGAGAACAAAUAAGUGGUGAAAAAGCAACUUUCACCUAUUUCAAUUAUAUCGCUUUUAUAGCUUAAUAUGAAAUAGUUAGAUACUUAACUAUUAAACAUUACGAUUGACCUCCGGUACGGAAAAAGGUGACGCGAAGAAAUAUAUUAGCGUAAAAGAAUGACUGUCGGUGUUUCUUUUGGCACGCAUAGUACUUAUACUUGCGUUAUCUUUUUCGAUCUAUGUCUGUGAAACUAUCAAAUUAUGUAGUACUUAUUGGUGUCUAUUGACAUGAUUCUCUAAAAUUAAAUUUACCAACAGUGUAUCCUUGUCAUUCUCUAUACAGAAUGAAAAGGAGAGACUAAUGUUAAAUUACUUUUUAGUUAUUAGAUGUGUCGUUACCUGCGUCGUAACAAAGCGAGCAAAUACCAUAAAUUAGGCGGUGGCUACAAUUAGAGAAAUUCCGAAGAAAAGUUAGAUAAACUGUGUGAAAAAUAAUAUGAUAAAGAUAUACCUAUGUUGAGAUGACGGCUGAUCGCGUCUGUAAGAAAAAAAAAUAUGUACUUGGGAACAGAACAAGCGAAUGAUAAUGUCACAUGUUGUGAUGUUAUUAAUGUCGCGAAUUUGUGAUUCAAUAAUUUUAGUUAGUUUAUAUUAUGUAUUUCAUAACAAGGAAAUAAAUAUAUUGCUAACGUGUCAGCGUGUUUCUAGCAU
Chilo suppressalis (striped riceborer) is the source of this 10290-nucleotide messenger RNA. NCBI's taxonomy places the organism in Eukaryota, Metazoa, Arthropoda, Insecta, Lepidoptera, Crambidae. The record is from the annotation of a GenBank genome assembly.